Messenger RNA from Nematostella vectensis (starlet sea anemone), 1625 nucleotides. Its product is annotated as SET domain-containing protein 4. Gene Ontology annotation, biological process: peptidyl-lysine dimethylation; peptidyl-lysine trimethylation; peptidyl-lysine monomethylation. The transcript is spliced from 2 exons. NCBI's taxonomy places the organism in Eukaryota, Metazoa, Cnidaria, Anthozoa, Actiniaria, Edwardsiidae. Bases 1 to 1344 code for a protein of 447 amino acids. Gene Ontology annotation, molecular function: histone H3K4 methyltransferase activity; transcription coactivator activity; histone H3K36 methyltransferase activity. The record is from RefSeq and is a predicted model, not a curated record.
AUGGCGGGCUUUGUGUCGUAUCACGAAUUUAUCACGAAUAAUUUGAGAAUGGGUAAACCAGGUCGAACACAACGAAAGCGAUUACGUCAAAAGAGAAUGAACAUAAGUGGUUCAAACCUCAAACCACAAGUUUUGUUGGAAGAAAAUUACAUAUCUCUUCUUAAAUGGGCCAAGAGGAAUGGAAUGGUUUUCAAGAAAAUCAGACCGGCGAUUUUUAGUUCCACUGGCCGUGGGAUGCUAGCGAUAGAGCGAAUUCAUUCAAGCGAAUGUGUGAUUUCCGUCCCGGAGCGGCUCCUCAUAACCGCUAGCUCUGUCUUAGAAAGUGCAAUUGGAAAUUAUGUCGCCGAGCGAAUGAAGGGUGGAGCAAAGAGCUCAAAUGACUAUUUAUUGGUUUUGUUUUUGAUGUAUGAGAAGUAUUUGGAGAAAGGGUCGUUUUGGGCUCCCUACAUUCGAACAUUACCUGACACAUUUAACACCCCAUGCUACUUCACCAGGAAAGAACUAUUUCUACUUCCAGAGCAAUGCAGGGAGCAAGCUUUUGAGCAAGUCACCCAGAUUAAACAAAGCUACAAGUCAUUUGCCAAAGCAUAUAAUGAUGUUCUACAAGAUUUUGACUGCAACUUUUGGAGAACAGUGGAUUUUGAAAGUUUUAAGUGGGCGUGGUGUGUUGUGAACACAAGAUCAGUUUACCAUGAUGAACCCAACAGACGAGCCCAGCCUAUUGAUGGGAACUGUGCGCUAGCUCCAUUGUUAGACCUUCUUAACCACUGUGACAAAGCUGAGAUGUGUGGCAGGUUCAACAGCAGCUCCAAGAAUUAUGAGAUUAAUGUUAUAACAGAAUAUCAGAAAGGGACUCAGGUAUUUAUCAACUACGGACCACAUGAUAAUACCAGACUAUUUCUCGAAUACGGCUUUGUGCUACCCAGAAAUGUACACAAUUCUUACAGGUUCACCAGGUCAACCAUUCUCUCUCACCUUGGAAUGUCAAACUCUUUUCUGUCAAAUGCAAAGGAAGAACUAAUCGAAAGGAAUUCUCUUACAAGAGAUUUAAGUUGCGUUAGCAGUGAGGGUAUUUCAUGGAAUCUCUGGACUUUCCUUGGAGUGUUAGCUCUUCCAGAGGCGAUUGUGAGUCAGUGGGAUAUGAUUUUGAGUAACAAGUGUCCUGACAAACUUAAAGGAAAGAUAGAAAUGUGGGCUAGAUUGUUAUUACAGAGAGAACUCAGUGACCUGGUAACAUAUAACAGUGGGUUGCAGGAUAUAGAUCCGUCAGAUAAUUCCAGACUAGCUCUCCAUUUAAGACAAGAUCAGAUAGAUAUUUUAAAAGAAUCUUUAUUGCUUUUAUAAUAGAACCCAUGUUAUAAGGGAAUACCAUGGGGGAAUGUUUGCGUUUGUGGUGGGAAAAAUGGAGGAGUGCUCUACUCUUCUUUUGAAGGUAUGGUAAAUACCUUUAAAAGCCAGUACGAUUUUGUUUAAACUAAACAACCAACAAAUUUUAGUAAUCAAAAGUAUAUGCUUCUGCUUAAGUUUAUUUAAUUAUAUCAUACACAUGACCAAAAUACAAUGAAAAACUAUGUAUUCAAAGUAAGUAUUCAAUGAAGUCAUAUUAAAAUAUUAUUACUUGUAAA